AUGAUGAAGAUACUCUUUCAAGAAUGUUGGCUCUGUUCUCUAAGCUGGGAUGAACCCUUGACUGAAAACAUUGCCAGGAGAUGGAGCAUAUUAGCAGGCGAGCUGUCAAUGUUGGCACAAUGUCCAAUCCCUCGAUACUUGGCCAGACCCUCGCAAGCUAUCGAGCUGCAUGGAUUUGCGGAUGCCUCUUCACAAGCAGUCGGAGCCGUUGUAUACAGUCGAGUUACAACAGGGAUGGAAACGAUUGUCACGCUAAUCGCAGUCAAGACUCGGGUAGCUCCUAUCAAAGCUAUUUCGAUACCGCGACUGGAACUCACAGCAGCUCACCUACUAGCGAAACUACUAACGCUCGUCAAGUCGUCUUUGUCAAUCCCGAUUACCGGAACCUUUUGUUGGACGGACUCUGAGGUCGUUCUUCACUGGCUGUCAGCCCCACCUCGACGAUGGAACACCUUCGUAUGCAACCGGACGGCUGAAAUAUUGACAGAGUAUCCCAGAAGCUGCUGGAACCAUGUACGUUCGGAGGACAACCCAGCGGAUUGCGCGUCCCGCGGUCUGCUCCCCUCCACAUUGCGGGAUCAUACUCUAUGGUGGACAGGACCUACCUGGUUAGCGGAAUCGCCGUCUUUGUGGCCCACUGGCAAAAAAGGGCAGAAUCGAAAGCUGCCUGUAGAGGCACUUUGUGAAGAAAAACCGGACAAGCAACUCAAUUUCUCACUGGAAGCUACUCAUCAGGAUAUUCUCGAUGGUUUAAGUCACAAACUUUCGAGUUGGAUUCAGCUUUUGCGAGUUGUUAGUUACGUUUUCCGCUUCAUAAGCAAAGUGCGCUCCAAGGUGAAUGCACGUCUUACCAAAAACUCGGAUCUCCAAAGGUCAUCGCAACAAGCUGUUUCACAUAGCGGAUUCUUGACAACUAAGGACUUGCAGUACGCUCGGAAGAAAUUGUUAAAACACAUGCAAAUCACUUCAUUUCCGUUGGACUACGACGCUGUCAAGCAUGGUCAAUGCCUGCCCAGAAAAUCAAAGUUGUUGAGGCUCACACCGUUUUUAGAUGAGUCUGGACUGUUACGCAUCGGUGGACGUAUCGACCGAUCAGUAUUGCCGUUCAACGCAAAACACCCGAUUAUCGUAUCAAAGGAAUCUCCGCUGGCACUACUCAUCAUACGCUAUUUUCACAAGGCUAAUUUACACACGGGAGUAGAUGCCACCUUCCACCACGUUCGUCAGCAAUUCGGGAUUUUGGGAGCCAGAAACCUGACUCGUAAAGUAGUUUUCCGCUGUAAAUCCUGCUUUAUGAACCGACGCCUGACGCAGCACCAGAUCUUGGCCGAUUUACCGAUACCACGAAUCCAACAAAAUCCUUGCUUCAGUCACACUGGCCUUGACUACGCUGGACCCAUCGCUAUUAAGGAAACGAAAGGUCGCUCUCCUCGCAUCGGCAAAGCUUGGUUCGCCAUAUUUGUUUGCCUGGCCACAAAGGCGAUGUACCUAGAAGUCGUCAGCGAUCUCACCACAAAAGCGUUCAUUGCUGCGUUCAAACGGUUUUGUGCACGUCGGAAAACCCCCACCGAUUUGUAUUCCGACAAUGGAACUACGUUUCAUGGAGCAAGACGAGAGCUGGAGGAGAUGCGGAAGUUAGUUCAAGAUCAAGCUAAGGACGAGGAGUUGGCUGAUUUUUUCUCGACUGAAGGCUUGAAUUGGCAUUUCAUACCCCCCUCUGCGCCCCACUUUGGCGGAUUGUGGGAAUCGGGAGUGCGGUCGGUAAAGCUGCACCUACGCCGAGUUGUGGGAGCAGCCGCCCUAACCUUUGAAGAAUUGUCAACAGUGCUCGCACAAAUCGAAGCUAUUCUCAACUCGCGACCACUGGCCCAGGUCAGCGAUCACACUGUCGAUCCACUUACGCCAGCUCAUUUUUUGAUUGGCCAGCCAUAUACAGCGGUACCUGAGCCUUCUUUACUGGACACGCAGAUGAAUCGAUUGGAUCGGUGGAAUCAACUUCAAGCCAUGGUACAGGGAUUUUGGAAGCGAUGGCACACCGAAUACUUGACUUCUCUACAGUCACGCGGCAAGUGGCAAGAAGGGACGACUAAUUUAGAAGUAGGCACUCUUGUUGUACUCAAGGAGCCCAACCUACCACCGGCGAAAUGGAUACUUGGUCGCAUCCAGGAAGUACACCCAGGACAGGACUCAAAGGUCAGAGUGGUCACCGUCAAGACAGCACAUACAACCUACAAACGCCCUAUCACCAAGAUCGCAGUACUUCCCCUUACCUGA
Messenger RNA from Drosophila takahashii, 2274 nucleotides. RefSeq lists its product as uncharacterized. Gene Ontology annotation, biological process: DNA integration. The record is from RefSeq and is a predicted model, not a curated record. Gene Ontology annotation, molecular function: nucleic acid binding. Lineage: Eukaryota; Metazoa; Arthropoda; Insecta; Diptera; Drosophilidae.